This is a messenger RNA of Penicillium argentinense, 462 nucleotides long. RefSeq lists its product as uncharacterized. NCBI's taxonomy places the organism in Eukaryota, Fungi, Ascomycota, Eurotiomycetes, Eurotiales, Aspergillaceae. The record is from RefSeq and is a predicted model, not a curated record. Bases 1 to 462 code for a protein of 153 amino acids. The transcript has a single exon.
AUGCAUUGCACGAGACUCAUUGUCCGGAACGUCUCUCCAUCCCUCAAACCAAAACAACGAUCGCCCAUCCGCACGGUCCAGAUCUCCACCUCCACACACCCUCUCUCCACCCCGAACCCAACCACAGACUCCGACCAGCUCGCCUACCGACUAUGCGAGCUCUCCCUACAAAAAAUCCAAAAAGAGGCGCGGGCGUCCGAGCCUGACCUCAGACAUGUGCUGGCCUGCACCUCGAUGCAGCGCCUGGCCCAACAAGAUCUGCUCCACCGGCUCGAUAAUUUGCAACAAGAGAUGCCGGUACAAGCGCUGCCUUUACUACCAGGCGCUGACGAACCGCUGAUGCCGGAUGAGGAUGCUUGGAAUAUGCGAUCGUUGGAAGAGGCCGUGUCGGAGUUGGAAAGAGCUAGUCGGAAGGGGGAAAUUGCGCGAUAUAUAUGUUUUCAGCAGAUUCAAGAAAUGUGA